Messenger RNA from Pieris macdunnoughi, 1308 nucleotides. The record is from the annotation of a GenBank genome assembly. NCBI's taxonomy places the organism in Eukaryota, Metazoa, Arthropoda, Insecta, Lepidoptera, Pieridae.
AUGAAUACACUUAAAGUUCUUUUGCGAUCUCGAAGUAAUAAUAACCUUAUAUUUCGUACGGCGACUACAAAAAAGAAAAUUCAUGAUCCUAAAGAAGAGGAACUACUACCAAUUUUUCAGUACCCAGUAAGUAAAAGUUCGGAUAGACGUGUGUAUGUGUGGGGACUAGCAGAGACUGGACUGGAGCUCUUAUUAAAGGGCUUACACACCCACAAAAAAAAGAGUUUUUUUUUUCAGGUUACACAAAUUGCAUGUGGCUAUGGAUUUACAGUUGCAGCCAUUAAAACAAAUGAACAACACAAGGUUUUUGGCACUGGUAUAAAUACAGAUUCCCAGAUAGGCUAUCAUGCUCCUCGAAUUGGUCAUCCUUUAGAAAUGCUUCUUAGUCCUGCACCUAUUUAUGUACCAUAUAAAUCACUGGAAAAUAAGGUUAUUGGGGUAGCUGCUGGACGGGCACAUACUCUUAUACUGACAGACAAUGAAGGUGUUUACUCACUUGGUAAUAAUGCAUAUGGCCAGUGUGGUAGAAAAAUAAAUAAUGCAGAGGAAUACCGGGGGAGUAUGCAUUCCCACCAUAUAAGCAAACUCGGGAAAGAACAAGUUAUUGAUAUAUGUGCAGGACAAGACCAUAGUCUUUUUGUGACAGAAUCAGGCAAAGUAUACUCCUGUGGGUGGGGUGCAGAUGGGCAGACCGGUCUGGGUAAUUUCGACAAUCAAGGUCCACCAGCUGCUGUAAAAGGUGACAUAACAAGUGAGAAAAUUAUCAAAGUUGCAUCUACAGUUGACUGUGUACUUGCUUUAAAUGAUAAAGGUGAAAUCUUUGGCUGGGGGAACUCCGAAUAUGGACAAAUUCCAAUGUCAUCAAAACAACAGCAAGUAAACAUGUCAUAUGCUUUGGUCAAUUUCACAAAAGGCCUGGGAAAAAUUGUUGAUAUUGCAGCUGGAGGUUCCUUCUGUCUUAUUUGUAAUGAUCAAGGCGACGUUUUUGUAUGGGGUUUUGGUUUACUAGGACUUGGCCCAAAUGUCCACCACACAGCCAAUCCCAAACAAAUACCACCUACCUUAUUUGGGAGAAAUGAGUUUAAUUCUGAAUGUAUGGUACAAAAGGUAUCAUGUGGCAUUGGUCAUUUAGCAGCAAUAACAAAUAAUGGGGAUUUGUAUACAUGGGGUCGAAAUAGACAUGGUUGUCUCGGUUUAGGUCAUGAUAAGGACCAGCAUUUUCCAUUAAAAGUCAGUAUAGGGGCUCAUGUUUUGAAUGUAAGCUGUAGUGUAGAUCAUACUGUUGCCAUUUGCAAGCCUUUUAUGUAG